GAGGAAACCAAUUAAAAUGGCGCGCGACCCGAAAAUCUUGGAAGUGUCGUGAGUUUCUCAAAGCUGACAAUGUCAAAGCUAGUCAGUGAAGUUUGACCAAAACUGAGUGACUAGACAUGAAUCCGGGAACCAGUCUACACUUUGAUGGGCAGGCCCUAGAGGAACAAGAGGAGGCGGAGCUUGAGCAGGAGGACCUCCGCAGGGAGCAUGAGCUGCGUGAGUUGCUGACCAACGCACUGCCCGAUGACCUUCUGGAUGAUGACACUGCUUCCUUCUCAAGUCACGAGUCCAAUGGCUCGCUCAGCCAGCGGCAUGAAAGUCCACCGAGUCCGAGCCAUGACCCGUGGUCUCACCUCAGGCAUCAAAUGCCAGGUCACCACAAGCUGGUCCAGCAACAACAGCAGCAGACCUCCACGCCAAAUUUGUUCAGCAAUCCACCCCCACUCAAGACUCCAGCAUCCACCCCCUAUCAGAAUGGGUAUAGGGAGCACCCAGGCAAUGGGCAGGACGGUGAGCCAUUUGUUCAGUCUUCUGAUGAGGAAACUCUGGGGCAGCAGUACGAGCGAGGAGAGAUCGAGGGUGCUGCCAGUGACGAAAUACAUUUGCAGAGACAAAACAAGGGGCACCAGGUUCCCAGCCAUGCUCAGCAGGACCUGAACUCUCAUGGGAACCAGGGACAGUUCCAGAGCAAUGGAUAUGCGCAAGGUAACUUGCACGGUAACCGGCCAAUGACCCACGGGUAUGGCAGUCAAGGUGACCACUGCGAUUAUCAGACAGCCCAUGGGACGAAUGGAUACUCGGAGGAGGGCUUCAGCCGUGAAUAUGCAGAAGGAGACCACAUGCAGAAUGGGAGCUUUGAGAACAACUUUGAGAAGCAAACACUGCAAAAUGGCGACUACGAGUAUCAGGACCAGAUGCACGACAAUAGAGUCCAACAGUACAGUCCGUCACGUGCCUACACUCAGCAAUACUCCCCCAGCCGUCCCCAUGUCAACACUAACAACCGACCCGCAUUGCAGCAGGCCAGGAAGCCCCCGACUUACGCGAGGGAUCUUCAUCAAGGGGGCCAUCCCGCAAAUAAAAACGACCCUGCCGUUCACAGGGUUCAGUACAGAGGUGACGGGGCCACCGCCACGUAUGUCAAUCAGCAGGAGGCCAUGCAACAUGGCAUGCAGGCUAUUAAUGGCUUCCCAGCGGUCACCAGCCAUGCUGCUGUGGGUUUUGCAGAGCCGGAUGCAGGGGACCAGUUGCAAAAGCAGUUCUUAGGUGUUGGUGGUGAUGAGGAGACCAGGCAGAUGGCACAGCUCCAGAUCCUGUACAAGGCGAGAGGAAGGGAACUAGACCAGCUCAGGGGUCAACUGCAAGUGCUGAAGGAAGAGUCGGCCAGAGAGAAGCGGAUAAUGAACCACCAGCUGGCCUUGGCCCAAGGGGAGAGAGCAGGCGCCGCUGCCAGCUAUGAGCAGUGCCAGGACCUACUGGCUGAAGCCCAGCAGGAGAACAGCACCUUGAAGGGGCAGCUGCAGGCCUCACAGGCCCAGAUACAGGUGCUGAACGUGGCCAAGCACGAGGUGGAAGAGAAACUGCAGUCCACCCAGUCGGCCAUCGACAGUCUGACUGGCCAGCUGACAGAGCUCCAGCGUUCGCAGCCCCUGGCCAGGGCUCGGGAACAGCAAGAUGGACUGCUGAAGAGUCUGCAGGACAGGUACGAGCAGGAGGUGACCAGGCUCAAGGAGAAGGUGGACAGUGGUGACAGAGCCCUGGAGGAGAAGACUAAUGAGAUAGCAAGCCUUCGUCGGGAGCUGUCUGGGGUGAGCAGGGCAGCCGAGCAGGCCAAGCUGGAGCAGGGGAACACCAUCAACGCCCUGACCAAUCAGCUGCAACAGAGCCAGAAGCAGUGCAGAGAGCUCCUUGAAACAGGCUCACUCCAGGAGAUCAACCUUCUCCGGGUCCAGCUCCAGGAGGCUGCAGCUGCCCGCACCUUCAGUCAGGACAUGACCAGCGCCUUACAGGAGGAGUUGUCGGAGAUGAAGGAGGAGCUGCAGAGGUACGAGUCGGCCAUGGAGUUGGGCGUCGGGGCGACUAAGUCCCCCGAGUCGGCCCACAAGUCCAAGUCCUUCGCUGUCCGGAACUUGGCCAAGUCUGACUGGAAGACACCUCAGAGCCAAGGGCCGUCGUCAGAUUCCACCCCCAAAUUGUCCCCGGAGGAUCUGGUGCAGGGCCUGCGCAGGGAGCUGGAGCGUGCCCUCCAGAGCAACCGGGCCAAGCGCACCCAGGUCUCCAAGCUGCAGACCGACCUGCGAGCGGCCAAGACCGAGAUGGAGGGGGUAAGGGCAAGGCUGCUGGAGUCGGAGACUGCUGCCAAGGAUCACGAGGUCCGAUUCAAGGUGUUGGAAGCGCAGCUUGAGACCACCAAAACCUCGCCUGCAGGUGAAAGCACCUCAUCUAGGCAUCUUACAGAAGAGAUCGACAAGCUGCAGACAGAGAAGGAAGAUCUGGCAAAGACGCUGGAGGCAGCCCGGGCCGAGGAGGGCCGACUGAACGAGGCGAACUCUGACCUGAAGAAGCAGAUGGCCCAGAUGGUGUCUGAGUGGGAUCAGGACAAGAAGGUUGACUUGGAGAGGGUGCAGACGACAUGCCUACGGCAUCAUGAGGACUCAUCGCGUCACCUCAGGGAGGAGUUAAUGGCUGAAUUCCAGUCUGAGAGAGACAUGCUGAAAGAGGCCCAUCAACAUCAGUUGCAGGAACUCAGGUCUGAAUUGGAGCAGGUGCAGAAGGAGCUGGAUGCAGUGAAGGAACUCUACAUCGCCGUGUGCGAAGAGAAGAAUUGCAUUGAGGAUACCGUCAGCAAAACACUGAAGCUAGAAGCUGCCAAACAGCUAGAAAGGGCCAACGAGGAGUGGCAGGCCCAGCACGAUGCUGCCCUGCAGGAGCUGCAGGAAUCCCUGCAGAGCAGUCACCGCGCUGCCCUGGUGACGGCCAAGAGUGCCUGGAAGCAGGAGGCAGAGGACGAGGAUAAGAAGACAGUGGAGGAACAGUUGGCCCAGGCCAAGGUUGAGUGGAGCGAGGCUGCACGCAAAGAGUUCGUCAAGAGUGCGCUCCUUGCCGCCGAGUCGGAGUGGAAAGUCAAGCUGGAGGCAGAGCUUGAGGAGAGGGUCGAGCAAGCCAAGAAGGAUCUAGGAAGCAGGCACCAAGAGCAGUUGAGCCAGCAGGAGCAGCAGCUCCAGGCAGAGCACGAGGCCGACAAGGCCGCAGCCAUCCAGAUGGCCCUUGCCGAUGCCAAGACGGAGUGGACUAAAGCCACCGAGGCCAGCGAUAAGGAGAAGAUGAAGAGAGCCAUUGAGAUUGCCCGGGAACAGUGGAUGCAGGAAGGUAGGGGUGUGAUUUUUAAAUUUUCAAAACCGAUAAGAGAGCAAUCAUUUACCUCAAUCCGUCUUAAACCGUCUGUUGGGCAGAGGGUAGCCGAGAGGACCAAGGCCCUGGAAGUCAAGCACCUGAUGGACAUCACCAACCUGCAGGCCGUGCUGGAGCAGGCCAGGCAGACCAUGAGGCAGGAGGCCCAGGCAGAGAGGCUGGCUGCCCUGGAGGAGGUCGAGACGCGGCUGGAGAGGGAGCACCGGCUGGGCAUUGAGGAGGCACUGAGAGCAGCCAGAGAAGAAGCAGACAGGGACAAGAGUCAAAGUUUGGAGCGUGCUUGUAGUGAGUGGCAGUCCAGACUAGAUGAAGAAGUCAGCGGCCGGCGAGAUGCAGUCAACAAGGCUGUGCAGGAUGCACAAGACCGAUGGCAGAAGGAAAAGCAAGAAAUGAUGGACGCCAGCAAGAAGGCCGCAGCAUCUUUGAAGGCAGAGAGCGAAGCCGAGCAGACGGAGCUCAGAUCCCACUACGAGGUAGAGCUGGAGAGGGGAAUAGAGGAGGCAGUGCGAGCAGCACGGGAGCAAUGGUCCCAGAACUGUGAAAGUGAGCUGAGGAAAGCCUGUGAUGAGAUCCUUGAACGCAAGGAGCAGUUGUGGAAGAAGGAGCGGGCCGACCUGCGGGAGCAGUUGCAGGAAUCGGCCACCCAGCUGCGGGACCACCGGCGGCAGGCCGAGCGGCACCGGCGGAAGCACGCCGUGGCCCGGCAGCGGCUGGAGACAGAGAUCGCGGCACUGCGGGAGCAGCUCGGGGACGCCGAGCGGGAGGCAAGGCAGACGGAGUACGGCCUGCGUCGGGAGCUGGAGCGGCUGCAGAGCCGGCUGCGGGAGGCCAGUGAGGCGGCCGUGGAGGUGCUGGAGCGUAAGAUGGACGGGAUGCGGAGGAGGCACGAGGAGGAGCUGGAGGCUGCCACACGACAGAGGGGAGGCGGGGAGAAGAUGAUCGAUGCCAAGACACAGACUGCUGCCAGUAAUGAGGAUGGCAUGUCCAGUGAGGCCCUGCAAGAAAUCAAAGCUCACUACAUCAGAACAGUGAAGAAGAUCAAGGUCGACGUGAUGAAACGAAUGAGCGACAUGCGAGAGAGCUGCCGACACACUGUACACACGGAGGUCAUGAAGGAACGGCACAACACAGCCAAGAAGCUACGACGAUACUACUUGCAAUGUCUGCAGCAGUUCCUGGAGGAAGAUCAGAAUCAAGCAGGGAACGACAACACUAAAGCACAGUCCACGGCCAGCAAGCUUGCUGCCAUGGCUAAGGCCCUGGAACUUUCCCCAGAUGAACUGACACUUAAGCUGCCGCACCCGGUGACGUCAGCUCCACUUGCAUCGAGAGGCGGAGACAAGGACUCUGGUCCUGCUGAGAGCAGCGACACAGUGGACACAAAGACAGCCACAGAGGGUAAGCGACAUCACUCGCAUCGGACUGUCGAGUCUCAGGGCCCAACAGCCAAGGUAAGACAGUUGUACGACUUUGAGAAGAACGUCACAGCUCCCAGUAGUUCAGGCCUCAGGAAUUUGGAAAGUGAUGAGGUCACCACAUCAUCGAGUACGGACAGCUCAGUGGACCCAACAAGCAGCCGGAUAUCAUUUGAUGAAGUCAGUCCUGCAUUUUUGGGGAGCUCUUGGGAGGAGAAUGAGACAGGAAUCACACUCAGAAAGCUGCCUAUCACCAAGGAAUUCAGUCCCAGACCAGAGCGGCUCCCAGCCAAAAGCCACAGCCAAGUUGCUGAAACAUCCUUACCCACAAUAUCCUCCAUAUCAUCAGGAAGUGUGGCCGUUAGUUCAAGGGAAAGCUCACCAGACAAGUCGGCUAGUGGCAUCAGAAAAGUGAUGCCAGAUUCCAGCUCUAGCAGUAGAUCAACAACUCUAAAAUCCAGGGAAAGCUCUCCCGAUUCAUCCCCUGUUGGCAAGAGUAUGGGACCGUUGAAGGGCCAAGAUGGAUUCUCCGGAGCAGUGCACCGGAAUAUCACUAGUAGGCAACAGAGGAGUAAUGCUGUGACUGUAAGGUCGCGAGAGAGCUCCCCAGAAACUUCAGGGUCCCCAGCGCUUAGGAAGCCUCAAGCCAAGAACUACCCUGCUACCUCAAAAUCAAACCCCAACAUCACCAUGCGUUCAAGAAAAAGUGAGAAAACAUCCACAAUUAGCCAGGAUGGCAAUGCAUCACAGCACAGUGCCUUCAUGCGACCAAUCAGCGACAAGACGGGCACCGAGUCCAGGAAGGGUCCAGUGAAAGUCCCACCCCCGACGGAAAAGACGGCGGCCAUGUUGGCAUCUCUUUCAGUCGCCACAGCCAGACCAGUGCCCCAAGUCACGAGACACACUCAGAUUCCGUCACCGGGACCCUACAAGGCCACAGACACCUCCAUCGGCUCCCUCGACACUGUGUACAAUGACCUACCAGCAAGUCUGGGCACCAUACCGGACUUCACUCUUGACAACCAUCAGGAUUUCCCGCUGGAUAAAGUGGUCCGGUUUGACGAGCCACCCAAAGGCGGCUCUGACAAGAAAAGUUACGUGGAGUUGGAGAAUAACCGUCUGAAGCUCUCCACCAUAUCAGUCACGAGGAAAAUUAAUGGCAUCUCCAGUUUGCCGUCAAGGAUAGAUAUUGGAUCCAAAGCACGAACCCUGAGGUCCAGUGAUAAACUAGCCUAUUUACUUGGACAGGAUAGUGGUUUUGAAAGUCCACAGUUAGAGGAACAAAUUUAAGUCUCUAAUAAACUUCAAAAACAGCUGAAAAUAAUUCUUAGCUCUGUGCAGAAUGGCUCAUUGUUCUUCACAACAUUGAGCUCGUUCAUAUACUUAAAUUGCAACUUCAAACAAAAGAAAUUGAAAGAGACAUUUUCUGCACUUCUUGAGUUGCCAGUAAUUUAAAUAGUUGCACUGUAAUGAACCGUAAAUAACUGAUGACGAAUCCAAAGUUACACUUGAGAUCACUUUUGGGCACAUUCUGUAGAACCACUAGCCUAGUGAAUUAUCAGCCUUCUAAAGAAAGCUAGAUUUCUGGAUUUACAGUGUAAUUUCAAUCUCACUUCAGAAUCACUUUGGGUCCAAUUGGUGACCAUAGUAACAGCCAAAUUAACAGGCCAAUUGGAAGUGACACAUGUUGCAGUGAAUUACACAAAUGUGGCAACUGUUCAUAUAUAAGAUUGGUGGGCAUUCCUUGUGCAUUUCAUCUGAAUUUUUCCUGUUCUGAUUACAAAUGCUGGAGUUCCACUUGCUCUGUAAUUCUGUAAAAUCCUCUCAAUGGAGUUUUUCUGGACUUGUUCAACAUGGACAGUAUUUAAUUGACUAUUCUAGCCCACCACUACAUUUUGACGAUGGUCUCCAUCUCCGAGGCUGAAGUCUUUGGCUACAGCAGCCUCCAUUUUUCGCUUCCUCUUGAUCAAAUGUUACAACACUCAAAAUGCCUACCAACACGUAUAUGCCUUAUUCUAUGAAUUUGUACACACUGUAAAUUUGAACAUGAUUGCGCAUGAAAUCUCUAAGCAAAGAAAAAGUGCUACUGCAUUUUUAAACCGAUUGAAGAUGACUUUUGGAAAUUGGAUUUCAUUGUAUAUACAUGUAGUUGUAAAUAGAAGUAAAGUUUUAUUUAUAUAUCUGUAAUUAAAUGUUGAUUUUUAAGUGUUGAAAUAAAAAUUAGAUAAAACAAAUCAGAGAUUAUUCUGACUGCUUUGAUCAUAAAAGUUGUCCAACUCAAUACCAAGUCACCCAAUUCAAUAUGACCUCAGUGGUGAAAAUGUUACGAUCCUCUGACCAGGGUGAAUGGCUUCCAAGCAGAUUACCACAAAUGGUUGAAAUGUUUUAGUCUGACCAGGGUGAAUGGCUUCCAAGCAGAUUACCACAAAUGGUUGAAAUGUUUCAGUCUGACCAGGGUGAAUGGCUUCCAAGCAGAUUACCACAAAUGGUUGAAAUGUUUCAGUCUGACCAGGGUGAAUGGCUUCCCAGCAGAUUACCACAAAUAGUUGAAAUGUUUUAGUCCGAACAGGAUAAAUGACAUCCAACAGACAGAUUAUCCUAAAUAUUUGAAAACAUUCACAGUUCUCCUAAAUGUCCAACACAUCAAAUAAUGAGAUCCUACAUGACAAACUCAUUUCAUAGUUAAGGGAUUUUUUUUUCAGUUACAAAUGGGACUCUAUUUCUGGACAAACAGUAAAAACAUUUGGACUUGAAAGACAAAAUGUACUUGUGGGCCGUAUAGAAACGCUGAAUGUUCUUUAUUGCAAAUGCCCACAAAAAAUGUUUAACCCAAGAAAUUUACCACACUGAUCUCUUCUUUGGUUUAAUCAUGUUUGGCACGUAAGCAACAGUUUUAAAACUGUAAUAAAACACUGAAAUACCAUGCUUAAAAGAAUUUAGUUUAAAAUCAAAAUGCAUUUACAAUCACAAAGGGUUUAAUGAUAAACACAUAAAUGAACGUGAUGGUACAUGUUUUAAAGCUUUGCAUAGAACAUGAUUUGAUGAUUCAAGAAGAAAAGUAAUCAGGAUAUCAAAAAAUGUUUAUAAAAGCAGACAGGAAAUUCAGUACUGAAAAGUGUGUAGUUUCACUAUUGCAGCUGACAAUGUCAAGAGAAUCUAUCACACUUUUGUGAAUUUGGUUUUGAUUGAGUAAUCUUUACCUGUUUCAGUAUAAAUCAAGGAUUAAAAUUACACUUGUGGCACUUUUUUCAUGAUGGCAGAAACACACACGAACAUGAGAUGAGAAUAAAGAAAUCAAAUUGA
Messenger RNA from Acanthaster planci (crown-of-thorns starfish), 8129 nucleotides. It is a transcript of the gene cep152, whose product is annotated as centrosomal protein 152. The record is from RefSeq and is a predicted model, not a curated record. NCBI's taxonomy places the organism in Eukaryota, Metazoa, Echinodermata, Asteroidea, Valvatida, Acanthasteridae. Gene Ontology annotation, biological process: centriole replication. Gene Ontology annotation, cellular component: centrosome.